Vigna angularis (adzuki bean) is the source of this 2326-nucleotide messenger RNA. Its product is annotated as arginine-specific demethylase JMJ20. Gene Ontology annotation, cellular component: cytoplasm; nucleus. The transcript has 9 exons. The coding region runs from base 40 to 1488 and encodes 482 amino acids. The record is from RefSeq and is a predicted model, not a curated record. Lineage: Eukaryota; Viridiplantae; Streptophyta; Magnoliopsida; Fabales; Fabaceae. Gene Ontology annotation, biological process: protein hydroxylation; negative regulation of gene expression; positive regulation of translational termination. Gene Ontology annotation, molecular function: sequence-specific DNA binding; histone H4R3 demethylase activity.
GGAACCAAAGCAAAAACAGAUUUUGAAGGGUGAGAGGGUAUGGGUAUCAAUAUAAAGGGAGAAAUAGAGAGGGUAAAUGGGAAGGAACUGAGUUACAUUGAAUUUGUGGAUAGAUAUAUGGAGAAGAACAAACCCGUUGUACUCACUGGGCUAAUGGACCAUUGGAGAGCUCACACUGAUUGGGUCACACUUCAUUCCCAACCCAACUUUCAAUUUUUCUCAACUCAUUUUGGAGCUUCUAAAGUUCAGGUUGCUGAUUGUGACACAAGAGAAUUCACUGAUCAGAAAAGAGAGGAGAUGUUGGUCUCCGAUUUUAUAGCGCGUUGCCUUCUCGAGGAGGCUUCUGCUGUUCAAUGUAAUAAUGAAACUUGUUCAAGUAAUGGUGCCUCUGUAUCUAUACCGUAUUUGAAGGAUUGGCAUUUUGUAAAGGAGUAUCCUGAGUAUGUAGCAUAUGAGACUCCAAGGUUCUUUUGUGAUGACUGGCUCAAUCUGUAUCUUGACAACUUCAAAAUCCAUAUUGAUUCUGACACACAGCAACCGAAUGAGGAAAUAUGUUGCUCUGACUAUCGUUUUGUUUACAUAGGGGUGAAAGGAUCUUGGACUCCUCUUCAUGCUGAUGUUUUCAGGUCUUAUAGCUGGUCGUCAAAUGUCUGUGGAAAGAAGAGAUGGCUUUUUCUAGAUCCUUCCCAGUGUCAUCUUAUAUUUGACAGGAAUAUGAAAAAUUGUGUAUAUAAUAUCUUUGACGAAGUAUCAAACUCGAAAUUUCCUGGUUUUAGCAGGGCUAUCUGGUUGGAAUGCACACAAGAUGCUGGUGAAAUUAUAUUUGUUCCCAGCGGAUGGUAUCAUCAAGUUCAUAAUUUGGAGGAUACGAUAUCUAUAAACCACAACUGGUUCAACGCUUAUAACCUUUCCUGGGUGUGGAAUUUACUUUUAAGGGACUACAAUGAGGCCAAGGACUACAUAGAAGACAUCAAGGAUAUAUGUGAUGAUUUUGAAGGUCUAUGCCAGCGCAAUCUUGCUGCUAACACAGGGAUGAACUUUUAUGACUUCUUUACUUUCAUGUCAUACUUCACCGUGGCCAACUUAGUGUUGCUUCGUUAUAUAAAUAGAAGAUAUGGAAGUACUACUGGAAGUUCUUCAACAAUAGCUCAGCAUUUAUCCAUGAAUCUUGGGUGUUUAAGGAAGACCGCUUCAGAGAUGAAACACGUACGUGCUCUAGAAGGAAAUCAUAAUUGCGUUGUGGAUAUUAUCAAAGCAUUUGAAGAUCCUAGAUUUUCCAAAUUAUGCAUGCAUGUAGGAAGAACAUAUGCCAUGGUACAUGAGCAAUCUCACUUGGUCUCUGAUUUCGAGAGCUCUACAAUGAGUGAUUUGGUGGACUUCAGUGAUUCGAAAUCAUACACAUCUCAGAUCUACACACCUGAAGAUCUUAUUCAAUUUAUAGACAAUGUAGUUGCAGAAGAGGAGCCAUCUGUACUUCGUGACACUUGAAUGGCCUUUUGAAAUUCAUUUUCACAACUGAUUGCACUUGAAGUUGGGACCAGCUACUCCAGUCUAACAAUUGCAUCUCAUUGCUUUUACUCUCACGAGACAAGAAAGUUAUCACCCAAUUGGCACUUGUCAUAGUUUUUUUUGUGAAAAUUUUGGGAGAGGGGAUGGUUCCUUAAGCCCAAAGCAAGAAAAAAAGGGAAAGUUUCUAGACUCAGUGCUUAGAGGAAUUUACAUCUACCUUCAGACAAGUGGGCAAGAACUAGCAAACUGUCAAAUACAAACCCUUGUCUUAUUCCACUUGACCUACCAUUUGGGACUAGUGGUCCUUGUUUAAGUAAGCUUUACUCGUCACUUAUCUUUACUCUAACUGGCUUGUCUUACUAAUCCCUCAUUUUAGGCUCCAUUGGGUCACCCUUUUUGUCUUUCUAUUCUUUCUUACUUAUACUUGUUCCUUGCUUUCUUCUCUGGCUGUUUAGAAACCAAUACCUUCUGUUACAGCUGUGGGCCCUUCAUGUCCCAUAGUUGUGCCUUAGAAAAGAUUGACUUUUGACUCUGGCAAAUUUAUUUAGCAGCAGAUGAUAUGAUUUUUUAGGGAUAUUGUAUUAUUGUCAUCAAUUUACUUUUGCAAUUGGCUCUCGUCGUAGUUGUGUGAAGGUUGGGCAAUAGGUUUCUUACCCAGAACGUGUACCUUUCGCCACAGAUCGUGGGAGUUGUGGACACUAGACACCUUCCCUCUUGAGCCUUUUUGCUGUAUAUCUGUUGGUUUUUUAUAUAUGUAAUUUAAUUGGAAUAUACUAAAAUUUUCUUAUGAUUGGAUGGAUGUCUUACCAUUUCUAGA